GGCAAAUCCGCAGCCGCCUCUCUGAUAUCUAGUCAGCUGAGCGCGAAGGAUAGCAUCGAUAGGGUCAGCGAGUUUGUCGAUAAUAUCAGCGGCUGUUUAAAUUUGGACCAAUCAGAAAGCUUCAGAAUGCUUCAGAAAUUUCAGAGCACAAAGCCUGUACGCACCGAGCUGGCGGAUCUAGUGUUCACCAAUCAUGAGCUUGUUGAGAUCAUCGCAUUCUAUCGCACCGAGAGACGUGAUCUGCUCAAGUGUGCCAUUACAGUCUUGUGCGCCGGUGCCGAGACUGAUCACCCCUGCCGCCCCGUAUUCGAG
Messenger RNA from Sphaeroforma arctica JP610, 312 nucleotides. RefSeq lists its product as hypothetical. The record is from RefSeq and is a predicted model, not a curated record. The annotation marks the transcript as partial. Lineage: Eukaryota; Ichthyosporea; Ichthyophonida. The transcript is spliced from 2 exons.